Messenger RNA from Andrographis paniculata, 2741 nucleotides. RefSeq lists its product as uncharacterized. The coding region runs from base 274 to 1830 and encodes 518 amino acids. The record is from RefSeq and is a predicted model, not a curated record. The transcript is spliced from 4 exons. NCBI's taxonomy places the organism in Eukaryota, Viridiplantae, Streptophyta, Magnoliopsida, Lamiales, Acanthaceae.
UUGAAAACCAGAAAAGCUCCGUUAAGCCCAGUCCAACGGCAGUGAUGAAUCCGGGCGGCGUGACGACGUGAACCAACGGAGGAAUAAUUGUCGGCGAGGGGCAAUGGCGCCGCCUGAGCGUUUGCAAGCGAGCCAGAGCCUGCAUCCUCCAUUUCUCACGCCAAGAUACUCUAUGUUUCAUGGUGUCUAGACUAGACUGAUUUAUUCAAUUGCCAUUCGCCUUAAUUUUUCAGUUUCUGCAUUCAAUUGUGGAGCCACUCGGCGGCGCUUGGGAUGCUCCGGCACCUCCGCGCGCGGCGGCGCCCGCGGUACGGCGCACACAUCUGCGCUCUUAUUGCUGCGCUUCUCCUCCUCCUUUCCGUUUCCCUUCUGUAUAGCCGCCUCUCUUUCUUCACUUCGAAUCUUUCACACCCCCUCCCUCUUCCACACGACAAUUCUCUUUCCUUUAACCCUCUUCUCGACGAUCUCGAUUCCGACUCUCUAACCACCUCCCUUUCCAACGACGAUCGCAUCGACGAGCUUGAUGAUGCGAUUCUAGAUAGCAAUAAUGAGGAAUUCCUUGCCGAGGAAGAAGACGAAGAUGCUAUUCAGAACCAGAACUCUGCUGUGACCUCCAAUUACUUCUUCGACCCCGUGGGCGGCGUCGUUCGUAGAUCUUUUAACCGACGCUCUAUUGAAGAAUGGGAAGAUUAUGUCCCCUUCAAUUUGAAGCUCACCUCAGAUUUAGGGUUUGGGAAUAAUGACUUGAAGCCAAUUUUCGGAUCGGACGAUGUUUUGGUGGACGAGAAAUUGCGGAAGAAAUUUAGUGACGUGAAGAAAAUCGAGGAUGCGUUGCUGUUGAAGGGAUCAGCAUUGAGGGAAGGUUGGGGGGAGUGGUUCGAUAAGAAGGGUGAUUUCUUAAGGAGGGAUCGGAUGUUCAAGUCCAAUGUUGAGGUUUUGAAUCCUUUGAACAAUCCGAUUUUGCAAGAUCCCGAUGGAGCUGGAUUGACAGGGUUGACAAGAGGCGAUAAGUUAUACCUCAAGGGUAUCCUUAGCGAGUUUAAACAAACGCCAUUCUUGAUAAAGAAGCCGCUGACGACCUCCGAGUCCGAAAUUGAGCUUCGAGGAAAGAAAGGAAACGAUGAGGGUAAGGAACAGAGGAUUGUGGAGAGAAAGACAUUAGGUAGUGAUCAUAUCAAAAUGGUGAGGAAGAAUGAGGGUUUGGAGAAAGCUUAUUAUGCUGAUGGGAAGAGGUGGGGUUAUUUCCCGGGAUUGGAUGGAAGUCUAUCUUUUGGGAAUUUUAUGGAUGCAUUCUUCAGAAGGGGGAGGUGUAAAACGAGGAUUUUCAUGGUGUGGAAUUCGCCGGCUUGGAUGUUUGGUGUUCGGCAGCAGAGGGGACUGGAGAGUGUUCUAUAUCAUCAGAGGGACGCCUGCGUGGUGGUAUUUUCCGAGACUAUGCAGCUUAAUUUCUUCGAUGGGUUUGUAAAAGAUGGGUACAAAGUAGCUAUUGUCAUGCCAAAUCUUGAUGAGCUGCUGAAAGACACACCGACACACGUAUUUUCUUCUGUCUGGCAUGAAUGGAAGCAGACAAAACAUUAUCCUACGCACUACAGUGAACUUAUUCGGCUUGCGGCUCUUUACAAAUAUGGUGGAAUCUAUCUGGAUUCUGAUGUUAUUGUGUUGAAGCCGCUACCUCAGCUAAAUAAUACCGUCGGAUAUCAGGACAAUCUUGCUGGAGAAACUUUGAACGGAGCUGUAAUGGCAUUUGACAAGUACAGGUACCUUAAAAGUUUUAUAGGUAUGUACAAAACACUUCGGCCGGAGGUUUACCCAGUGCGCACUUUCGGGUAGCGGCUGCGGGUUCCCACGUCAAAAAAAAAAAAAAAAAAGGUAUGUACAAAACACGUCCCGUAAGGAAUGGCCUGGUGGUGUAGGGGUUGGACUUGUGACCGUGAAGUCAUGGGUUCAAACCCCCGACGCCUCAGGUUACCUGCCACACAUGGUUCGCCCGGAAUGUUGUAAGAUGCUCAUCCCAUGCCUUGGUUAACUAAUGUUAACUAAUGUUGCACGUGCAAAUUGAACAUUAUUUGAAUUGCAUACAUGCUGAUGGAUUGUUGGAUAACGUCUUCAUACAACAUAAGAGACAGUUGUCUCCACAACAAUUUAAGCUUGCCUUUUGUUCUCAUUGGCCAGCAUUGUUGUGCUUGCAAAUUGCAAUGCAUAAUCUUUACUGACCAGUAAAUGGAGGGGAAAUCCGUUUUUUUUUUCUUUUUCUUUUUUGCUUUCGUACUUAAUACUCAGAAGUUUAAAUCAAUACUUUAUGUUAUAUAGGAUGAUCUGGUAGAAUAUCCUUCUGCACAAUAGGAUGCUGGAUGCAUGAUAUAAAUUCUAAGAUGUACAAUUAUAUUUUUUAAAAUAUUGCGGAAGCCUCUUAUUGAUACAUCAAUGGGUGGAUAGUCCUAUAAUCCUAUGGUUUAGACUUUUGUGUGGCUGAAAUAAUGUUAAGGCCAGCACCAGCGAAAUAAUUGUAUCCUGGUGAUGAUGAAAUCACGUGAUUUUGAACUGAAUAAUUCCUCCAUCGAAGCUGGUGAUGUCUUAUUCAAAUAGAACAGAAAGUUGGGAUUUAGUGUUCAAUGCUUGACUCUGUAUGAAGCACUCUAUUGGUUGAAUUAAAUGCAAACUGAAUGGAUUCAUAGUUUUUAUAUAUUUGACGAGAUCCAUACUUGCACAAACUUACAAUAGAACUAAAGCUAAUGAUUUAU